AUGAAGGGCAUUGAAACAGAAAUCAUAAACACUACGGAGCGAAUCAGUGAUUUGGUCGACUGGCUCGUCGUCCGCCAUGCACCACCAGUUCCGUACUCGCCAACCAUGUACAUAGACCUCGAAGGCGUAAACCUCUGCCGUGAAGGAUCCAUUUCCAUCCUUACCCUCCUAAUUGAUACCGGCAUCCCGACCAAACGCGUUUACCUACUCGAUGUGCAUACGCUGGGCGCACAAGCGUUCAACACUGCCGGUGCCAAACGGACGACGCUAAAAGAUAUCCUUGAGGACGAAAAGAUUCCAAAAGUGUUUUUCGACGUUCGCAACGAUUCAGAUGCGCUAUUUGCGCAUUUCAGCGUGGCGUUGCAGGGGGUCGAGGACGUCCAGCUUAUGGAGAGUGCAAGCAGAAAGACCACCGGAUCCCGGAAAUUUUUGAACGGCCUGGCCAAAUGCGUUGAGAGCGAAUUGCGCGCGUACAAUAGCCAACUAGCUUGUUGGAAGCGAGCUAAGGAGAAAGGCGAGCGAUUGUACAAGGCGGAAUAUCGCGGCUCGUAUGCCGUGUUCAACUAG
Messenger RNA from Exserohilum turcica Et28A, 567 nucleotides. RefSeq lists its product as uncharacterized. Lineage: Eukaryota; Fungi; Ascomycota; Dothideomycetes; Pleosporales; Pleosporaceae. The record is from RefSeq and is a predicted model, not a curated record. Bases 1 to 567 code for a protein of 188 amino acids. The transcript has a single exon. Gene Ontology annotation, biological process: nucleobase-containing compound metabolic process. Gene Ontology annotation, molecular function: 3'-5' exonuclease activity; nucleic acid binding.